GGACUUAUAUCCAGACUUUGCCUGACACUGCAGGGUCCAAGAGAAUUAAGGAAAUAUGGAAUGACAUGAAGAAGAUUAGUUAAGGAUUAUAGGCUUUGAGGACAGACACCUCAGUGAAGUGAAGCACAGACAAGCUCCCUAGCUGAAGUUUGGAGGAGCCGUGUGUUGGAAGAAGAUGGCGGAUCCAGGAAUGAUGAGUCUUUUUGGCGAGGAUGGGAAUAUUUUCAGUGAGGGCCUUGAAGGCCUUGGAGAGUGUGGUUACCCUGAAAACCCGGUCAACCCCAUGGGCCAACAGAUGCCGAUAGACCAAGGCUUUGCCUCUCUGCAGUCAUCCCUUCAUCAUCCCUCCACUAAUCAGAAUCAAACCAAGUUGACCCAUUUUGAUCACUAUAAUCAGUAUGAACAACAAAAGAUGCAUCUGAUGGAUCAGCCGAACAGAAUGAUGGGUAGUGCCCCUGGGAAUGGACUCGCGUCUCCUCACUCGCAAUAUCACACCCCUCCCGUUCCUCAGGUCCCUCACGGUGGCAGUGGCGGCGGCCAGAUGGGCGUCUACCCUGGUCUGCAGAACGAAAGGCAUGGGCAAUCUUUUGUGGACAGUGGCUCUAUGUGGGGACCACGGGCUGUUCAGGUACCAGACCAGAUACGAGCCCCCUACCAGCAGCAGCAGCAGCCCCCACCCCAGCCAGCUCCGUCAGGCCCCCCGACUCAGGGCCACCCUCCGCACAUGCAGCAGAUGGGGAGCUAUAUGGCACGUGGGGACUUCUCGAUGCAGCAGCAUGGUCAGCCGCAGCAGAGGAUGAGCCAGUUUUCCCAAGGCCAAGAAGGCCUCAAUCAGGGAAAUCCUUUCAUUGCCACCUCAGGACCCGGCCACCUGUCCCACGUGCCCCAGCAGAGCCCCAGCAUGGCGCCUUCCCUGCGUCACUCUGUACAGCAGUUCCAUCACCACGCCCCUACUGCUCUCCAUGGAGAAUCCGUUGCCCACAGUCCCAGAUUCUCCCCUAAUCCUCCUCAACAAGGGACUGUUAGGCCACAAACCCUUAACUUUAGUUCUCGGAGCCAGACAGUCCCCUCACCUACUAUAAACAACUCAGGGCAGUAUUCUCGAUAUCCUUACAGUAACCUAAAUCAGGGAUUAGUUAACAAUACAGGGAUGAAUCAAAAUUUAGGCCUUACAAAUAAUACUCCAAUGAAUCAGUCCGUACCAAGAUACCCCAAUGCUGUAGGAUUUCCAUCAAACAGUGGUCAAGGACUAAUGCACCAGCAGCCCAUCCACCCCAGCGGCUCACUUAACCAAAUGAACACACAAACUAUGCAUCCUUCACAGCCUCAGGGAACUUAUGCCUCUCCACCUCCCAUGUCACCCAUGAAAGCAAUGAGUAACCCAGCAGGCACGCCUCCUCCACAAGUCAGGCCUGGAAGUGCUGGGAUGCCCAUGGAAGUUGGCAGUUAUCCAAAUAUACCCCACCCUCAGCCAUCUCACCAGCCCCCUGGGGCCAUGGGAAUUGGACAGAGGAAUAUGGGCCCCAGAAACCUGCAGCAGUCUCGUCCGUUUAUAGGCAUGUCCUCAGCACCGAGGGAGUUGACCGGGCACAUGAGACCAAAUGGUUGUCCUGGCGUUGGCCUUGCUGACCCACAAGCAAUACAAGAGCGACUGCUCCCUGGCCAGCAGCAUCCGGGCCAGCAGCCGCCCUUCCAGCAGCUGCCAACCUGCCCUCCGAUGCAGCCCCACCCAGGGGUGCACCACCAGUCUUCACCCCCACCGCACCCUCACCACCAGCCGUGGGCACAGCUCCACCCCUCGCCCCAGAACACCCCGCAGAAAGUGCCUGUGCGUCAGCAUUCUCCAUCGGAGCCCUUUCUAGAGAAACCAGGGCUGGAUGUGACUCAGGUUAGCGGACCGAACGCUCAGCUAGGGAAGAGUGAAGAUUACCUGCCAUCAAUAGAACAGCAGCCACAGCAAAAGAAGAAGAAAAAGAAAAACAACCACAUUGUUGCAGAGGAUUCCAGUAAAAGUUUCGGUAAAGACGACUUCCCUGGUGGGGUUGAUAACCAAGAACUAAGUAGGAACUCACUAGAUGGGUCCCAAGACGAGAAAAAGAAAAAGAAAAAGCCGAAGGCAAAACAAGAUCCGAAGGAACCGAAAGAACCCAAGGAGAAGAAAGAGCCCAAGGAACCCAAGACCCCGAAAGUCCCUAAGAUUCCCAAAGAGCCAAAGGAAAAGAAAGCAAAAACUGCCACGCCAAAACCCAAAUCCAGCAAAAAGUCAAGUAAUAAGAAACCUGAUUCAGAAGCAAGUGCUUUGAAGAAAAAGGUCAACAAGGGAAAAACAGAAGGUUCUGAAAAUUCAGACUUAGAAAAAACACCCCCACCAUCUCCUCCUCCUGAAGAAGAUGAUGACCCAGGUGUUCAGAAGAGACGUUCCAGCAGGCAGGUAAAGAGGAAGCGAUACACUGAAGACUUGGAGUUCAAGAUUUCGGACGAGGAGGCAGAUGAUGCAGAUGCUGCUGGAAGAGACUCCCCUUCAAACACCUCUCAGUCAGAGCAGCAGGAAUCUGUUGAUGCAGAAGGUCCAGUGGUAGAAAAAAUCAUGAGUAGUCGUUCAGUUAAAAAACAGAAGGAAUCUGGAGAGGAGGUAGAAGUGGAGGAAUUCUAUGUGAAAUACAAAAACUUCUCUUACCUUCAUUGUCAAUGGGCAUCCGUAGAAGAUCUGGAAAAAGAUAAGAGAAUUCAGCAAAAGAUUAAACGAUUCAAGGCAAAGCAGGGCCAGAACAAAUUCCUUUCAGAGAUUGAGGAUGAGCUUUUUAAUCCAGAUUAUGUGGAGGUGGACCGGAUAAUGGACUUUGCACGCAGCACAGACGAUCGGGGAGAGCCUGUGACGCACUACCUGGUGAAGUGGUGCUCGCUUCCUUAUGAAGACAGCACGUGGGAGCUGAGGCAGGACCUAGACCCGGCCAAGAUCGAAGAGUUUGAAAAACUCAUGUCCAGGGAGCCGGAAACAGAGCGUGUGGAGCGACCUCCUGCUGACGAUUGGAAGAAAUCAGAGAGUUCCAGGGAGUAUAAAAACAAUAACAAACUCAGGGAAUACCAGUUGGAGGGAGUGAACUGGCUACUUUUCAAUUGGUACAACAUGCGAAACUGCAUUUUAGCAGAUGAAAUGGGUUUGGGAAAAACUAUCCAGUCCAUUACAUUUCUCUAUGAGAUAUAUUUGAAAGGAAUCCAUGGCCCUUUUUUAGUAAUUGCCCCAUUGUCCACAAUCCCCAACUGGGAAAGGGAGUUUCGUACCUGGACAGAGUUGAACGUGGUUGUGUAUCAUGGGAGUCAAGCUAGUCGUCGGACCAUUCAGUUGUAUGAAAUGUACUUCAAAGAUCCACAGGGUCGAGUGAUGAAGGGGUCCUAUAAGUUUCAUGCCAUCAUCACUACAUUUGAGAUGAUUUUGACUGAUUGUCCUGAGCUGCGGAAUAUUCCAUGGCGCUGUGUGGUCAUUGAUGAAGCUCACAGGCUGAAGAAUAGGAACUGCAAGCUGCUGGAGGGGCUCAAGAUGAUGGACUUGGAACACAAAGUGCUGCUGACGGGGACCCCCCUGCAGAACACGGUGGAAGAGCUCUUCAGCUUGCUUCAUUUCUUGGAACCAAGUCGCUUCCCUUCAGAAACCACCUUUAUGCAAGAGUUUGGUGAUCUGAAAACAGAAGAGCAGGUGCAAAAACUUCAGGCUAUUCUAAAGCCAAUGAUGUUGAGACGUCUCAAGGAAGAUGUAGAAAAGAACUUGGCCCCUAAAGAAGAGACUAUUAUUGAAGUUGAGCUAACAAACAUUCAGAAGAAAUAUUACCGAGCCAUCCUUGAGAAGAAUUUUACAUUUCUUUCCAAAGGUGGUGGUCAAGCUAACGUACCCAACCUUUUAAACACUAUGAUGGAGUUACGAAAGUGCUGCAAUCACCCAUACCUUAUUAAUGGUGCUGAAGAGAAAAUUUUGGAAGAGUUUAGAGAAACACACAAUGCCGAGUCUCCAGAUUUUCAGCUCCAGGCAAUGAUCCAGGCUGCUGGCAAGCUCGUGCUGAUUGACAAGCUGCUGCCAAAACUGAAGGCUGGUGGCCACAGGGUGCUUAUCUUUUCCCAGAUGGUGCGCUGCUUGGACAUACUGGAAGACUACCUCAUUCAGAGACGGUACCCCUACGAAAGAAUCGAUGGCCGAGUCAGAGGCAACCUGCGCCAGGCAGCUAUUGACAGAUUCUCUAAGCCUGAUUCUGAUAGGUUUGUUUUCCUCCUGUGUACAAGGGCAGGAGGGUUAGGCAUUAAUCUUACUGCUGCUGAUACCUGCAUCAUCUUUGAUUCAGACUGGAAUCCCCAAAAUGACCUCCAGGCUCAGGCUAGAUGUCAUCGAAUAGGACAGAGCAAAUCUGUGAAAAUCUACAGGCUGAUUACCAGAAAUUCUUAUGAAAGAGAAAUGUUCGACAAGGCUAGUUUGAAGCUUGGCCUGGAUAAAGCUGUGCUGCAGUCUAUGAGCGGAAGAGAAAACGCUACCAACGGGGUACAACAGCUUUCCAAGAAAGAAAUAGAGGAUCUUCUGCGAAAAGGGGCUUAUGGUGCACUCAUGGAUGAGGAGGAUGAAGGGUCUAAAUUCUGUGAAGAAGAUAUCGAUCAGAUUCUCCUACGGCGAACCCACACCAUCACCAUUGAAUCAGAAGGAAAAGGGUCCACGUUCGCUAAGGCCAGCUUUGUUGCAUCUGGAAAUAGGACAGAUAUUUCCUUGGAUGAUCCAAAUUUCUGGCAAAAGUGGGCAAAGAAGGCUGAAUUGGAUAUCGAUGCCUUAAAUGGGAGGAACAACCUAGUCAUUGACACUCCAAGAGUGAGAAAGCAAACUAGGCUGUACAGUGCAGUGAAAGAAGAUGAGCUGAUGGAAUUUUCAGACUUGGAAAGCGAUUCUGAAGAAAAGCCUUGUACCAAGCCCCGGCGCCUGCAGGAUAAGUCACAGGGUUACGCAAGGAGCGAGUGUUUCAGAGUGGAGAAGAAUCUGCUUGUUUAUGGGUGGGGACGGUGGACAGACAUCCUUUCACACGGGCGCUACAAACGCCAACUCACCGAACAAGAUGUGGAAACCAUAUGCAGAACCAUCCUCGUAUACUGCCUCAAUCACUACCGAGGGGACGAGAAUAUCAAAAGCUUCAUCUGGGAUCUGAUCACACCAACGGCUGAUGGCCAGACUCGAGCUUUGGUCAAUCAUUCCGGGUUGUCAGCACCGGUGCCACGAGGAAGGAAGGGCAAGAAGGUGAAAGCGCAGAGCGCGCAGCCGGUGGUGCAGCACGCGGACUGGCUGGCCGGCUGCAACCCAGAUGCGCUCUUCCAGGAGGACAGCUACAAGAAGCACCUGAAGCACCACUGCAACAAGGUCCUGCUGCGUGUCCGCAUGCUGUACUACCUAAGACAAGAAGUUAUAGGAGACCAGGCCGAUAAGAUCUUAGAGGGUGCUGACUCAAGUGAGGCAGACGUGUGGAUCCCUGAGCCUUUCCAUGCUGAAGUUCCUACAGAUUGGUGGGACAAGGAAGCAGAUAAAUCCCUCUUAAUUGGAGUGUUCAAACAUGGCUAUGAGAAGUACAACUCCAUGCGAGCUGACCCCGCGCUGUGUUUUCUGGAACGAGUCGGUAUGCCUGAUGCCAAGGCCAUCGCUGCCGAGCAAAGAGGAACAGACAUGCUAGCAGAUGGCGGUGACGGGGGAGAAUUUGACAGAGAAGAUGAAGACCCAGAGUAUAAACCAACGAGAACGCCAUUCAAGGAUGAAAUAGAUGAAUUUGCAAAUUCUCCUCCAGAGGAUAAGGAAGAGUCUGUGGAAAUACAUGCUGCAGUUCUUUCUAAUAGAUGGACGAGAAGAGAAGAGGCUGAUUUUUACCGUGUGGCAUCCACUUUUGGGGUUAUUUUUGACCCCGUAAAACAGCAGUUUGACUGGAACCAGUUUCGAGCCUUUGCCAGACUUGACAAAAAGUCUGAUGAGAGUUUGGAGAAGUACUUCAGUUGUUUUGUGGCCAUGUGUAGGCGAGUGUGUCGAAUGCCCUCUAAAGCAGAUGAUGAGCCACCCGACCUCUCUUCCGUGAUUGAGCCAAUCACAGAAGAGCGAGCCUCUAGGACUCUGUACCGCAUAGAACUGCUGCGGAAAAUACGCGAGCAAGUUCUUCAUCACCCUCAGCUGGGAGAGAGGCUAAAACUGUGCCAGCCAAGUUUGGAUUUGCCGGAGUGGUGGGAGUGCGGGAGACACGACCGAGACUUACUGGUUGGUGCUGCUAAGCAUGGGGUCAGUCGGACGGAUUACCAUAUCCUCAAUGACCCUGAGUUAUCCUUCUUGGAUGCACAUAAAAACUUUGCUCAGAACAGAGGGGCAGGUAACGUAUCUUCCUUGAAUCCACUGGCAGUUGGGUUUGGCCCUAUUCCCCCAGUCAUCUCGUCCACUCACAUUCAAGAUGAAAAGGUGAUGGAGCAAACCGAAAGUAAAGUGGAGGAGUCGGAAAACCCAGCUGCCAAAGAGAAAUCUGAGGUGAAAGAAGAGGAAGAAGAGACAGAUGGUGGGGAGAAGGACAGUAAGCAGGAAUGUGAGGCCAAGGCGAGCUUGGUGAAAAAUGACCUGAAGGGCGUGGAGGGCAGCACGGACAUGGGGCCCAAGUCUGUUUCAGAAAAGGGUUCUGAAGAGGAUGAGGAGGAAAAGCUGGAGGAUGAUGAUAAGUCAGAAGAGUCUUCCCAGCCUGAAGCAGGAGCCGUGUCUAGAGGGAAGAAUUUUGAUGAAGAAAGCAAUGCUUCUCUGAGCACUGCAAGGGAUGAAACCCGAGAUGGGUUCUACAUGGAGGAUGGAGACCCUUCAGUAGCUCAGCUCCUGCACGAACGAACGUUUGCCUUCUCGUUUUGGCCUAAGGAUCGAGUCAUGAUAAACCGAUUAGACAGCAUCUGUGAAGCAGUGCUGAAAGGCAAAUGGCCAGUCAAUCGGCGCCAGAUGUUUGAUUUCCAGGGGCUCCUCCCCGGUUGCACAUCCACCUCUGUGGACAGCCCCCUGCAGAAGAGGAGCUUCGCGGAGCUCUCCAUGGUGGGUCACACCAGCAUCGGGGGGAGUGAGGACAUCACGUCUUCUCCUCACUUAUCGAAGGAAGACACACUCAGUCUGUCAGUCCCGCGCCAGCGGCGGCGGCGGAGGAGGAAAAUCGAAAUUGAGGCCGAAAGAGCUGCCAAGCGGCGAAACCUCAUGGAGAUGGUUGCCCAGCUGCGGGAGUCUCAGGUGGUCUCAGAAAACGGACAAGAGAAAGUUGUAGAUUUAUCAAAGGCCUCAAGAGAGGCAACAAGUUCUACCUCAAAUUUUUCAUCUCUUACUUCAAAGUUUAUCUUGCCGAAUGUCUCCACACCAGUCUCUGAUGCCUUUAAGACUCAAAUGGAACUGCUCCAGGCAGGCCUGUCACGCACACCUACGAGGCAUCUGCUUAACGGCUCCCUAGUGGACGGAGAGCCUCCCAUGAAGAGGAGGCGGGGAAGGAGGAAAAAUGUGGAGGGCCUUGACCUGCUUUUCAUGAGCCACAAACGGACAUCGUUGAGUGCAGAGGAUGCUGAGGUGACCAAAGGUUUUGAAGAAGAUGUAGAGACUCCACCAACAAGAAGCAUUCCUUCUCCUGGACAGUUGGACCCAGACACACGGAUCCCUGUGAUAAAUCUAGAAGAUGGGACUAGGCUGGUGGGGGAAGAUGCUCCUAAAAAUAAGGAUUUAGUUGAAUGGCUUAAACUGCAUCCUACUUACACUGUUGAUAUGCCAAGUUAUGUACCAAAGAAUGCAGAUGUGCUGUUUUCCUCAUUUCAGAAACCGAAACAGAAACGACAUAGAUGUCGAAACCCUAAUAAAUUGGAUAUAAACACUUUGACAGGAGAAGAAAGGGUGCCUGUUGUCAAUAAACGAAACGGGAAGAAGAUGGGUGGAGCGAUGGCCCCUCCAAUGAAGGAUCUACCCAGGUGGCUGGAGGAAAAUCCUGAAUUUGCAGUUGCCCCAGAUUGGACUGAUAUAGUUAAGCAAUCUGGCUUUGUUCCGGAGUCCAUGUUUGACCGUCUUCUCACUGGCCCGGUGGUGCGGGGAGAGGGAGCAAGCCGAAGAGGAAGGCGGCCGAAAAGUGAGAUCGCCAGAGCAGCCGCAGCCGCUGCCGCUGUGGCCUCCACGUCGGGCAUCAACCCUCUGCUGGUGAACAGCCUGUUCGCUGGGAUGGACCUCACCAGCCUCCAGAACCUCCAGAGUCUCCAGUCUCUCCAGCUGGCAGGGCUCAUGGGCUUCCCUCCAGGACUGGCAACAGCUGCUGCGGCCGGAGGCGACUCUAAGAACCCGGCGGCCGUACUGCCGCUGAUGCUGCCUGGGAUGGCGGGCCUGCCUGGCGUGUUCGGGCUCGGUGGGCUGCUCAACGCCCCGCUGUCGGCCGCCGCAGGGAACGCCGCCCCCGGCCCCGGGCAGGGCGACCCGGAGGACGGCACUGCAAAAGCGGAAGAGAAAGGCAGUGAGAAUGACGACGAGAACAAAGACUCCGAGAAAAGCACAGAUGCUGUUUCGGCUACUGACUCUGCGAAUGGAUCUGUUGGUGCUGCUACUGCCACGGCGGGGUUGCCCUCCAACCCGCUGGCCUUCAACCCUUUCCUCCUGUCCACGAUGGCCCCCGGCCUCUUCUACCCGUCCAUGUUUCUACCUCCAGGCCUGGGAGGGUUGACACUGCCUGGGUUCCCCGCGCUGGCAGGACUGCAGAACGCCGUAGGCGCCGGGGAGGACAAGCCUGCCGACAAGGCUGAGGGGGCCCCCUUCAAAGACGAGGAGACCCUGGAAGGCAGUGACGCCGAGGAGAGCCUGGAUAAAACUGCCGAGUCCUCCGUCUUAGAAGAUGAAAUAGCACAGGGCGAAGAGCUAGACUCACUCGAUGGGGGGGAUGAAAUGGAAAACAACGAAAAUGAUGAAUAACCAGUACCAGUUCCAGUUAAAGUGUUUAAACUUUUGACAAGUGGUAGUCCUACUGUUUACACUCACAGUUAAUGUUCAUACCUAGUUUUAUAAGCUGUUCUGUAACAUAGUGUAGCAAAAAAAAAAAAAAAAGUCCAAGUCAUGUUAUACAGGUGUGUCAAAAGGUAUCUUGGUCAUUAAGUAUUGUGCAGUGCAUUAUUUAUUAUCCCUAGGAAAGAUGAAAUUUGAGAGGUGAUCAUGUCUUUUUAAGGAAACUUACAUAAUGCUCUGCUGUUGUUUUUUUUUU
This is a messenger RNA of Trichechus manatus latirostris (Florida manatee), 9236 nucleotides long. It is a transcript of the gene CHD7, whose product is annotated as chromodomain helicase DNA binding protein 7. Gene Ontology annotation, molecular function: ATP binding; protein binding; ATP-dependent chromatin remodeler activity. The transcript is spliced from 36 exons. Bases 176 to 8950 code for a protein of 2924 amino acids. Lineage: Eukaryota; Metazoa; Chordata; Mammalia; Sirenia; Trichechidae. The record is from RefSeq and is a predicted model, not a curated record.